GCAGCCCUGACUUGCGAGGCGGGACUUCCGGCGGCGGGCCAUGCAGGCUGCCGGCACCCGCGGGUCCCUCCUCUCUGGCGGGGUGAGCAGGAGUUCUCCCUCCGUGCGGGCAGCGUUUCCCAGCUCCGCCGGCUCUGGGCUGAGGCCGCGAUCCUGCGCUGGAGGCAGCGCCCUCGUAGCGUGGCCGUCGGGUCGGGGAGCGCGCAAGGGCCGGACCAGGAGACGCAAGUACCCCCGCGCGCCGGCCGGCUCCUCGCCGCCCGCCUGACGCGAAGAGGGGCGGCGCCAGGCCCGCCCCUCCCCGCGGAGCGGGUCCUCAUUCCUGCGGCCCCGGGUCUUGCAGAAGCCUCGGGCUCCCCGUUUGGGCGCAGAAGCCGCGGAGGUGUGCGCGGCGCCCGAGGGGUGUCCGUGUGCUGGAGUCCGUGUCCGUUUUGGAGUGAGGGUGGUGGUGGUCUGGGCUACUGAGACCCGAAGAUCGGAUCCUUCUUUCCUCAUCUUCCUCGGGGGCGCCCUGGGUUCGGCUUCCUGCUUCUCUGCCUGCAAACCUAGCCGUGCUGUUUGGUAGAAGUCAUCAGUUGCCAGAAGAACUGAAGCGUGGUUGUGGUUGGUUUGUUUCGGACCUAGGUGGCGAAAGAGGAGCAGACUGUGACCCUGCCCUGCCCUGCAGAGCCCAGCGUUGGGCCGAAUGGCAGCACCCCCGCUGUGCCGUCUGGUGCUGACCCACCUGCUGGUGGCCCUCUUUGGCAUGGGCUCUUGGGCUGCCAUCAACGGAAUCUGGGUGGAGCUGCCUGUCGUAGUAAAAGACCUCCCCGAGGGUUGGAGCCUCCCCUCCUACCUCUCUGUGCUUGUAGCGCUGGGGAACUUGGGUCUGCUGGUGGUGACCCUGUGGAGGCGGCUGGCUCCCGGGAAGAGCGAGCAGGCCCCCAUCCAGGUGGUGCAGGCGCUGAGUGUGGUGGGCAUGGCGCUCCUGGCCCCGCUGUGGCACUAUGUGACCCCAGUGGCGGGGCAGCUCCACUCUGUGGCCUUCCUAACGCUGGCUUUGGUGCUGGCGCUGUCCUGCUGUGCCUCAAACGUCACUUUCUUGCCCUUCUUGAGCCACCUGCCGCCUCCCUUCUUGCGCUCUUUCUUCCUGGGUCAGGGCCUCAGUGCCCUGCUGCCCUGCGUGCUGGCCCUGGUGCAGGGCGUAGGUCACCUUGAAUGUCUGCCGGCUUCCACCAAUGCCACCCUCUGGCUCCCGCACGACUUCCCAGAGCGUUUUCCCGCCAGCACCUUUUUCUGGAUGCUGACUGCUCUCCUGGUCACUUCAGCUGCCGUCUUCCAGGGCCUGCUGCUGCUAUUGCCGUCACUGCCGUCUGUACCCACAGCAGGUCCAGGGUCUGGCCUGCCGGUGAGAGCCCCCGGAGUGGAGGAGGAGCAGGAGGAGGAAGAGGCCCUGCCGCUGCAGGAGUCACCGAGUCAGGCAGCAGGCGCUCCCGCUAGCCCGGACCCCAAGGCCCAGCGGCUGCUCUCCGCGCACAGCGCCUGCCUGCUGGGCCUGCUGGCCGUCACCAGCGCGCUGACCAACGGCGUGCUGCCCGCCGUGCAGAGCUUCUCCUCCUUGCCCUACGGGCGCCUGGCCUACCACCUGGCAGUGGUACUGGGCAGCGCCGCCAACCCCCUCGCCUGCUUCCUGGCCAUGGGCGUGCUGUGCAGGUCUCUGGCAGGGCUGGGAAGUCUCUCCAUGCUGGGCGUGCUCUUUGGGGCCUACCUGGUGGCGUUAGCGAUCCUGAGUCCUUGCCCACCCCUGGUGGGCGCCUCUGCAGGGGUGGUCCUUGUGGUGCUGUCUUGGGUGCUGUGUUUGGGUGUGUUCUCGUACGUGAAGGUGGCCGCCAGCUCCCUGCUGCAUGGUGGCGGCCGGCCGGCAUUGCUGGCGGCAGGCGUGGCCAUCCAGGCGGGCUCCCUGCUCGGUGCUGUCGCCAUGUUUCCUCUCACCAGCAUCUAUCACGUGUUCCGCAGCGGGAAGGACUGCGUGGACCAGUGUGGUCCCUAAGCCUGGGCAGAUGGGGACCUGAUCUCAGCCUGGGAUGCCACGGCGCCCGUGUGCCCAUGACCCCAGGAGGGCAUCUUCACACACGGGCACUCUCACGGACACCUGCACACUCCACAGCAGACACUGGCCAGGCUGGGGACCACAGAA
Molecule: messenger RNA, 2176 nt
Organism: Hyaena hyaena (striped hyena)
Lineage: Eukaryota; Metazoa; Chordata; Mammalia; Carnivora; Hyaenidae
Gene: SLC52A2
Product: solute carrier family 52 member 2
Exons: 5
Coding region: 686-2029 (447 amino acids)
Biological process (GO): riboflavin transport
Cellular component (GO): plasma membrane
Molecular function (GO): riboflavin transmembrane transporter activity
Source: RefSeq, a predicted model, not a curated record